GUCACAUGACCAAGAGAGAGAGAGACAGAGAGAGGUCAGCUGAUGAGAUCACGACCAUCCGAGCUCGAAAACACACCGUUUCUCCUCAGCCUGACGUGUCGGCGUUGAUCCAGAAAGAAAAGAAAACUCUGCAAGCGUCGACUGAAGGACGAGAAGAUGUCUGGGAAGGAAAGGAUCGACGUGUUCCCCUCCAGGAUGGCUCAGACCAUCAUGAAGGCUCGGCUGAAAGGGGCUCAGACCGGCCGCAACCUGCUCAAGAAGAAAUCCGACGCCCUCUCCAUGCGCUUCCGUCAGAUCCUUCGCAAAAUCAUCGAAACUAAGACUAAAAUGGGAGAGGUGAUGAGAGAGGCCGCCUUCUCUUUGGCUGAAGCCAAAUUUACAGCCGGAGACUUCAGCACAACUGUAAUCCAGAAUGUCAACAAAGCCCAGGUGAAAGUCCGAGCCAAGAAGGACAAUGUGGCAGGUGUCACCCUUCCUGUUUUUGAGCACUACCAAGAAGGCGGUGACAGUUAUGAGCUGACCGGUCUGGCCAGAGGAGGAGAGCAGCUCUCCAGGUUGAAGAGGAACUACGCCAGGGCUGUGGAGCUGCUGGUGGAGCUGGCCUCCUUACAGACAUCUUUUGUCACUCUGGAUGAAGCCAUAAAGAUCACCAACCGCCGUGUGAACGCCAUCGAGCAUGUGAUUAUCCCCCGGAUCGAUCGCACCCUCACCUACAUCGUCACAGAACUGGAUGAGAGAGAACGAGAGGAGUUUUACAGGCUGAAGAAGAUCCAAGAGAAGAAGAAGCAGCUCAGGGAAAGGACAGAACUGGAGAUAGCGGCCCGCCUGGCUGCGCUGGGUCCCAUCGCGGAGCCGGCGAACAUGCUGACGGAGGAGAGAGAUGAAGACCUGCUGUUCGAGUGAAGCUUUAUUUUAAAAAAAAGGCACCGAAUUCACCCAGCAUCCUAUUUAUUCUGCGCCUCUCAGGCCACGUCUACGUCUUCUCAUGCAAGUGAUGGAAGUUGUUUUUUUUUUCCUGUUUGUUCGUGUACACGUCUGUGAUGAUUUGUUCUGUUGUUCCAGCGCCAGAAGGUUCUGUGUGUUUGCAGAUCAGAGCCAAAGUGUCGUCACACUUGGCUGUCAUUUCACUAUGAUAAAAUAAUCGAAAUAAUAAUAAGAAUAUAAAUAUGUUUACAAGUGUUUUUUUUUUUGUGAGUGAAAGUAAAAAUCAUUCCCUGCGACGCAUCGACUUGUAGACAUUUCACUUCCCAACAUUUAGAGCCAUUGCAUGCUGUGAAGCUUCAGGUGGUUGUAGAUGUCAAAGAGUGUGUGUGAGUGUGUGUCGUGGAGGCCCGUCCCGUUGCUGACCUCGUUACCUCAUUUGAGGAUGUUUACCAUUGUACCCUGAUUGAACCCCGCUGUAAACCUCGGUGUGCAAGUCAACGAAGCCUCACACUAAAUAAAGUUGUUGUCGAUAUCCAAA
This is a messenger RNA of Larimichthys crocea (large yellow croaker), 1462 nucleotides long. It is a transcript of the gene atp6v1d, whose product is annotated as ATPase H+ transporting V1 subunit D. The transcript is spliced from 9 exons. The record is from RefSeq and is a predicted model, not a curated record. Lineage: Eukaryota; Metazoa; Chordata; Actinopteri; Sciaenidae. The coding region runs from base 157 to 903 and encodes 248 amino acids. Gene Ontology annotation, molecular function: proton-transporting ATPase activity, rotational mechanism.